This is a messenger RNA of Bactrocera latifrons, 2909 nucleotides long. Its product is annotated as loricrin. The coding region runs from base 721 to 2616 and encodes 631 amino acids. Lineage: Eukaryota; Metazoa; Arthropoda; Insecta; Diptera; Tephritidae. The record is from RefSeq and is a predicted model, not a curated record. The transcript is spliced from 5 exons.
UUGAGGCGGCAACAACUUGCAGUUAACGGCAAGACCAGCAGCAGCAAUAGUACAAAUACAAACGUGCGGCUUACAGUGUGCGSUUUUUGUGAGAAAGUAGCGAAAUAAGUGCAAAAUAAAAAGUUCAUAAUUAUUAAAAAGUGUUGCCAUUGCAAAGUGCCGAAGUAGCGACAAGACCAGCAAACCAAAUGAAAUCAUUUUUGUUUUUUGUUUUGUGGAAAGAAAGUUAAGUGAAACGAACAGCACAAGAGCGCAGCUGCGGAAGCAACGAAAAUCGAAUGCAAAAACAAACGCACUUCCAGUGUAAAACAACAAAAACCWUUCCACAAGCAGCAAUAAAGCGUUAAUUCACAACAACAAUAAGCAAUCGGUGUAUUAUAAAAACUGUCUUUAGUUGUUGUAGCGAUUUCGGUCGGUGAUUACGGUCGACAUUUAAUCUUUACGARCGGCCGCGAGUAAAAGUGAUUUUGUUAUUGAACGCAACGCACGUCGUCGUCGCCGUGGCGUAGUACUUUUCAUUUCGGUAUUCGGCUUAUUUCAUUUUCAUAUAUUUGACAACGUCACUUAACUGUAAACUGCAAAGCGAACACAUUUGCGCUGAUCAGACCAACUCGCUGGUAAAUAGUUCACCAACUUUGGUUAAAAUAUUCAGCACCGGCUGCUGAGCGCGGACAAUUAUUUGCCACAUAAAGCUGCAGCAGCACGUAACAUAUCAACGAAAUGAAGCUGUUCUACAUUUUGCUGCUCACACUUCCUCUACUUGCGCACAGCUAUCCUGCAGAGAGCGAAGACAAAUCCAUCUCACUAGAAGAGGUGGAACUGCCCGAUAGCGACCAUGCGGCCUCAGGCGGCGAGUCCCAAAUACAGAAACGCUCAGGCAGUUUUGAUUACGUUGCGCAUCUGAAGUCGGGCCUUCUCUCGAGUAUUGGACAAGCCUCCGCGUCCAUAGCCUCGGGCAGUUCGGGCGGCAGUAGUGGUGGUGGCGGUGGCGAUGGCUACAAGUCAUACGAGUCGGCUCAUGGCAACUCAGUCGACUACAAUCCAUGGACAUUUAAGAAAUCUGUGCUCAACACCAUAUUCCAGGCGGUGAAAGCCAUCACUGGUGGUGUGACAGCACUCAAGGGUCAGUUAAUUAAGGGUAGCGGUUAUGCAUUAAGCGCUAGUGGUAAUCUGGUUGCCUCCUCUGGCGACAAAGUGACCGAUGUUGGCAAAGCAAUCAUCAAUUCGGCGCAAAUAAAUUCACAUGGCUAUGGUGGUGGUGCCUCGGUGCAUCCCUUCGCCAAGUUCAGCUCUUUUUCGGGUGCUUCGUCGGGCGGCAGCAGCGGCGGCAAUAAACAUCCAGGACCGCCUGUGGUGCACACAGAGACGAUUACUACAUACGAAAUUCCACCCGGCCAUAGCAACUACGGUCCACCCUCGAAGCCGCCAACCUACAGCUCAGCAACGCAUCAAUACUUGCCACCAGCGGCGGGCGGUUACAGCGGCGGCGGAGCGCCGUUCAGCAGCGGACAUGCGGCAUUCGAAGCGCCGGCCAGCAAUUACCUGCCAACCGGCUACUCCAACGAUGGACACAACGAUGAUUUCAACAUUUACGGACGCCACCAGAAACUUAGCGAAGCKGACACGCGCAAAGCCGCCGCACAACUGCAGGAAAUCCUGAGCCUCCUACCGAGYGGCAAAACGGAAUUCACCGCCUCAAAGACCGUCGUGUUGGACACACACAAUCAYGGUUCAGCACACACUGGACCUGGUGGGGACUUCAAUAAUGAGAAUGUUGAUCUGCACACCUACGGUCUGCCCAAUGAUUUGGGACCGCUGGAGUCGCUGUCACACACUGAGUCGAUAACCGCUGCGUAUGCGAAACGACCACAGAAUCCCUCCGAUAUUUAUCGCCAAAUGGCGAAGAAACAAACAGCGGAAGAGAUCUACAUACAGAAACAUCCCAAUGAGGGCUACGAUUACCGGCCGACAAGCCCACCRCCCACUGGCGGCAAUGCUCAACAAGAUGGCGGUUACAARUACAACAACUAUCAUGCAACAAACAGCGCGCUGAAAGAUCUAACGCCCAUUAUAGCCGCACUAGAAGUGGCAAAGCGACGAGGUUCYACACAAAACGAUGUGUCCAAACACUUCACGGUGGAGAAGAGCAUAUAUAAAGUUGCGCCACAGUCUGCACCCAAGUCCAACAAUCAAUUCAAGCAUCUACCAGCUUCGGUGCAGAAGACGAAACACAUAUACUUCGAUCCGGCGCAAAGUAAGGCCGACACUGAAUAUCAGCCAACCUAUGUGCCGCCUCCSCCAUCAGCACCGUCAGUCUCCUCCAUCGGCGCAGCAGCGCCACCACCGCCRCCACCAUCAUCACCGCAAGCCGCAGCRCCUGCGCCGUCAAGCAGCUACGUCGCGCACCACACCUCAUCGUACAACCCUCAGCACCAGCUCUCGCACCCGGUUUAUCAUGCGCCGGCUGCGCCUGCGGCACCUUACAAGGUGCGUCGUCAAGUGCCGAGCUCUUCGGUUACGGCGCUGAAGGUGCACACCAAGACGGGGCCAUACUUCAAGCAACACGACUACGAAAUACAUGAUCCRCUCAUGUUCAAUCGCAUGUUAUCCUUCUGAGUCCAGCGCGCCAGSGUGGUUCGCAAAAACAUUUCGAUUUCCAUUUUAUGUAUAUUUAUUUAGUAAGACAAAAUAUUUAUUUUCACUUAAAUUAGAAGCAUAGUACUGUGAGUGAAUACAUUUUAUUAAAAGAGAGAAAAACGUCGAAAAAUAUUUAGUCAGUCACUAGCUCUAAGCCUAAUGGAAUAAGAAGUCAUUUGUUACUCAAAAUAAAGUUUCCAACUUAUUAAUUUUAAUGCUAAAAUACAAAACUAAAUAUAUUUACAAAAAUGUUAAAGAAAAUUCUAAAAUUA